Molecule: messenger RNA, 1692 nt
Organism: Trichomycterus rosablanca
Lineage: Eukaryota; Metazoa; Chordata; Actinopteri; Siluriformes; Trichomycteridae
Gene: pdap1a
Product: pdgfa associated protein 1a
Exons: 6
Coding region: 174-653 (159 amino acids)
Cellular component (GO): cytosol
Molecular function (GO): RNA binding
Source: RefSeq, a predicted model, not a curated record
GAAGAAAAAACAACGUCACUCUGUGGAAGUGGCAACGAGGAGCUCGAUAAAGAAGCAAAGUUUUGCUUUUUAUUUUAUUAAAAGUAUUAAAAGUAAACGUAGAUACAUUUUCUAGGAUCCGUUAAUUCUAUUUUUUGUGGUUUUGCUUUUUAAUUGAUUUAUAUAGCAUUAAAAUGCCGAGAGGAGGAAAAAAGGGUCAUAAAGGUCGUGGCAAGCAGUUCAGCAAUCCUGAGGAGAUUGAGAGACAGAUGCGAGCACAAAGAGAAAAGGAGGAAAAUGGUGGUGAGGAGCGUGAGAGCUCCUCGGAAUCUGAAGAGGAAAGUAGCAGUGAUGACGAACAUUCUCAAAAGAGAAAUGGUGUGGCAGGACUGAUUGAAAUCGAGAAUCCCAACCGUGUCUCCCAGAAAAGCAAAAAGGCUGCCGAGGUUGAUGUUGAUGCACCUAAGGAACUCACACGUAGAGAGAGGGAGGAGAUUGAGAAGCAGAAGGCUAAGGAACGCUACAUGAAGCUGCAUCUGGAAGGAAAGACUGAUCAGGCCAGAGCAGACCUGGCUAGACUGGCUAUUAUUAAAAAACAGAGAGAAGAUGCUGCAAGGAAGAGAGAAGAACUCAAGAAAGAAAAAGAAGCACCGGAGGCCAAGUCAAAACGUUAACCUUGUCCCCUCCCUGAGGACUAGGCUUUAGGGGGUGGGAGGGGAGCGACCAAAUAAUUAGACAUACAGCUCAGGGAUGUCCACACACUGUCCAUUCAUCCUUUAUGAUCAGGGGCAGGCCAGUGAUUUGGACAUUUCAAAGAGUCACAUAAAAGUGGAGAUUAAGACACAUACCUGUUCAUCGGUGCCUGAGGCUGAGCGAUUAGCACUGCGAUGACAUGCACAUGUCUUUCCCCCAACUCCUCUGGGUUCAUAUCCUAAAGCUGCAGAUAUUUCCCUUUUAAAACAAAAGAAAAGAUUAAAUUUAAUAGAGUUUGUGGUCCUUUCUGAAAUGACUUGGCUUAGAGGUAGAGGUGAUUGAAGAACCACUAGCAAAUUUGUAGAACACGUUUGCUCUUGUUCUGAUGUUAUUGCUGUCAUUUUUAUUCUUAAUGAAUAAGCUACAAAUAAAGAGACCCUUUGUACAUGUUUAAAUGUUAAAAAUUAAAGGAUUUGUUCCUUUGUUUUUUUGCAUGCCAGUUAUGUAUUCAAUGCCAUCCAAAUAUCCAACGUCAUACUCACUAAUCUGUAAAAACAAUUAUUGAUUUAAUUCUAUUAAAUGGGAACUCGGCAGUAUUCGUUUUCCACUGGUUUAUUAUGAAUCCAGUAUAUACAUAAAUAAAAAAUUUUAUAAUACAGCUAAAGUUUACACAUCAUUUAUCUAAUUAUGAUCAUGUUUAUUUGUGAAUGACCAUUAUUUUGCCUGUUCAUGACCAACUCAUUGAAAUACCUCAUGUAUAUUAUAUUGCACCUCAUGCAUAUUAUAUGCUUCAGCAUGUUUAUAGGACCUGAAUUGCCUUGAACAUUAAGGGAAGCAAUAUUACACUGGUGCAAACAAAACAAUCAGCUUAGCUCUUACAGGUUUAUAUUUACACGUUUAAAGAUUUUUUGGGCUCUCGUCAUGACUGAAACACUUUCAUGAGUUAGUUAUAGAAAGAAAUUUAAUCUGUUUAUCCUGACAGAUUGUUGUAUAGAAAUAAAAAUAACAUUCGUAAAAUAA